Messenger RNA from Zea mays, 918 nucleotides. RefSeq lists its product as uncharacterized. The transcript is spliced from 3 exons. Lineage: Eukaryota; Viridiplantae; Streptophyta; Magnoliopsida; Poales; Poaceae. The record is from RefSeq and is a predicted model, not a curated record. The coding region runs from base 44 to 529 and encodes 161 amino acids.
AAAUGCAGGUCUUUUUUUGUAUUAUCCCUACUACUAAUUAAGCAUGGAGAGUGGGCGCUUGGCGCGUCCAUGCCCCUGCCUCCGUAUCAUUGUCGUCCACACUCGCUUCGCCUACCCAGCAAUAGCGCCAGCACAAUCCCCUCUGCCCGGCCAUGCUCACAACCUUCCCUCGCCAUUGCCCCAGAAUCCCGUAUUCAGCGCCGUUGCCGCACACCAUGUAUCGUCGGCAGAAUCCCCUCCACCCGGACGCCAUCGCCGACCGCAUUCAGCGCCCGCCAUCAGCGUCCGAUUUGGAAACACAGGGUGGAGGGGAUUCUGCCAUUCCAAGACGGAGCCCAACAUCAGCGUAGAUCCAGUCACACCAUCCCUAGGUCCGUUCUUACAUUUUUUCGUGCUUGGUCUGCCAAUUUCGUGCAUGAUCUCCGUCGCCGAUUUGGAAAGCGCACUGUCUGCGACACCGAUUUGGAAAUCGCCUUGCCAAACGAUUCCAACACAAAACUGUUCGUGCACGCCGAUUAAAAAGGCAUGAAGUCGAACUGGCAACUACGGCAGCUCAAGUGCUCAACCAUUACCAGAUGACACUGACGACCUGAUCGAGUAGAUGUUGCAUUAUACUACUUUAUCGAUCUACAUGUCUCGCCAAUGCGUCUUCACAUAAGUUCUCGUGUCCUAAACUUUGGGAUGGUGAAGUUUUUUGUAGCUAACCGUCCUGAUUAGUUGGGUUCCACCAUAUUUGAUGAACUGGCUUCAUUGCAAUGGUUAUUUGCUUAAUUGCUUUGAUUGCCAAAUAAAUUGCACGUUUUCUUUGUGUUUUUGUAUAUCACAAAAUAGUAGGCAUUUAUUGGUGAUAGAUGGAGAUGGCGGUUAUAAAGUCUGAUUCAGUUAUAAAUUACUUCAAAAACAUCAUAUAUAGUGUAA